Molecule: messenger RNA, 504 nt
Organism: Oncorhynchus keta (chum salmon)
Lineage: Eukaryota; Metazoa; Chordata; Actinopteri; Salmoniformes; Salmonidae
Product: putative transcription factor Ovo-like 1
Biological process (GO): regulation of transcription by RNA polymerase II; epidermal cell differentiation
Cellular component (GO): nucleus
Molecular function (GO): RNA polymerase II cis-regulatory region sequence-specific DNA binding; DNA-binding transcription factor activity, RNA polymerase II-specific
Source: RefSeq, a predicted model, not a curated record
AUGCACAGCGGGAUGGCCCGAGCGGAGCUGCCCUCGUGCACGUUGCUGGGUCGACCACCACAAAGCCGGGUGACUACAGGUGAGCUGCAAAUGUGUCAGAAGGUGUUCCAGUACCAGAGGAUGCUGAACCGGCACCUGAAGUGUCACAGUGAUACUAAGAGACACCUGUGUAACCACUGUGGUAAAGGAUUCAACGACACCUUUGACCUGAAGAGACACGUCAGAACACACACAGGGGAGUGCCCCUACAAGUGUUCUCUGUGUGACAAGGCCUUCACCCAGCGCUGCUCUCUGGAGUCUCACAUGAAGAAGAUCCACGGUGUGUCCCUGCAGUACGCCUAUAAAGAGAGACGCAACAAACUCUACGUCUGUGAGGAGUGGCACACCGCCCCUUCCCAGGAUACACUGCUCAAACACUACCACGCCCUCCACCCCAACUCCGCCUUCCUGAGGGCCAAGGGUGGGAGAAGGGAGGGGGUGAGGAGUCGAUGCCUGGGUCGCUGA